CCCACACCUUCCACUCGUGCCUCCUCGACCGUCCUGGGUCCCAGCAGUCCCAACCUGUCCCAGCCCGGCUGCCGGACUCAGCCCUGCUGUCGCCACCACCGCCAGGCAUGAUGGACGGUCCUCGUUCAGAUGUGGGCCGCUGGGGCGGGAACCCUUGGCAGCCCCCCACCACACCUUCUCCGGAGCCGGAGCCAGAGCCGGACAGACGAUCUCGUCGAGGAGGCCGUUCCUUCUGGGCUCGCUGCUGUGGCUGCUGCUCAUGCCGAAAUGAAACAGAUGCUGACUGGGGACCUGAGCCCCACGGAGACCGAGGGUCUGGCAGGGGUCGAGGAUCCAGCUCUGGGGGUCGAAGACCAGAUUCCCGGGGCUCAGAUUCCCGCCGGCCUGGCUCCCGGGCCAGUGGUGUGAACGCAGCUGGAGACGGCACCAUCAGAGAGGGCAUGCUGGUGGUGACCGGUGUGGAUCUGCUGAGUUCACGCUCGGACCAGAAUCGCCGAGAGCACCACACAGAUGAGUUUGAGUACGACGAGCUGAUUUUACGCCGUGGGCAGCCUUUCGACAUGGUCCUCCACCUCUCUCGGCCCUAUGAGUCCUCUGAUCAUGUUGCCCUGGAGCUGCUUAUCGGAAACAGCCCCGAGGUGGGGAAGGGCACGCACGUGAUCAUCCCAGUGGGGAAGGGGGGCAGCGGAGGCUGGAAAGCCCAGGUGACCAAGGCCAGUGGGCAGAAUCUGGACCUACGUGUCCACACCUCCCCCAACGCCAUCAUCGGCAAGUUUCAAUUCACGGUCCGCACACAUUCAGAGGCUGGCGAGUUCCAGUUGCCUUUUGACCCCCACAACGAGAUCUACAUCCUCUUCAAUCCAUGGUGUCCAGAGGACAUCGUGUACGUGGAGCAUGAGGAUUGGCGACAGGAGUACGUGCUUAAUGAAUCCGGGAGAAUUUACUAUGGGACUGAAGCGCAGAUUGGCGAGCGGACCUGGAACUAUGGGCAGUUUGACCAUGGAGUGCUGGAUGCCUGCCUGUACAUCCUAGACAGGCGGGGCAUGCCAUAUGGAGGCCGCGGGGACCCGGUCAGUGUCUCCCGGGUCAUCUCUGCCAUGGUGAACUCCUUGGAUGACAAUGGCGUCCUGAUUGGAAACUGGUCUGGUGAUUACUCCCGAGGCACCAACCCAUCAGCUUGGGUGGGCAGCGUGGAGAUCCUACUCAGCUACCUACGCACCGGCUAUUCCGUCCCCUAUGGCCAGUGCUGGGUCUUCGCCGGUGUGACCACAACAGUGCUGCGUUGCUUGGGCCUGGCCACCCGCACUGUCACCAAUUUCAACUCGGCACAUGACACAGACACAUCCCUCACCAUGGACAUCUACUUUGACGAGAAUAUGAAGCCUCUCGAGCACCUGAACCAUGAUUCUGUUUGGAACUUCCACGUGUGGAACGACUGCUGGAUGAAGAGGCCAGAUCUGCCCUCUGGCUUUGGUGGGUGGCAGGUGGUGGAUGCCACACCCCAGGAAACCAGCAGCGGCAUCUUCUGCUGCGGCCCCUGCUCUGUGGAGUCCAUCAAGAAUGGCCUGGUAUACAUGAAAUACGACACGCCCUUCAUUUUUGCUGAGGUCAACAGUGACAAAGUUUACUGGCAGCGACAGGAUGAUGGCAGCUUUAAGAUCGUGUAUGUGGAAGAGAAGGCCAUUGGUACACUCAUCAUAACAAAGGCCAUUGGAUCCAACAUGCGAGAUGAUGUCACCCACAUUUAUAAACACCCAGAAGGCUCGGAAGCAGAGCGGAAGGCAGUGGAGACAGCAGCCGCCCACGGCAGCAAACCCAACGUGUACUCCAUGCGUGACUCAGCAGAGGAUGUGGCGAUGCAGGUGGAGGCACAGGACGCGGUGAUGGGGCAGGACCUGACCGUCUGCGUGGUGCUGACCAAUCGCAGCAGCAGCCGCCGCACCGUGAAGCUGCACCUCUACCUCUCGGUCACCUUCUACACCGGUGUCACCGGGUCUGUCUUCAAGGAGAGCAAGAAAGAAGUGGUGCUGGCACCAGGGGCCUCGGACCGCGUGUCCAUGCCUGUGGCCUACAAGGAAUACCGGCCCCACCUGGUAGAUCAGGGGUCCAUGCUGCUCAACGUCUCGGGCCACGUCAAGGAGAACGGGCAGGUGCUGGCCAAGCAGCACACCUUCCGUCUGCGCACCCCUGACCUUUCCCUCACCUUGUUGGGGGCAGCCGUGGUUGGUCAGGAGUGCGAAGUACAGAUUGUCUUCAAGAACCCGCUGCCUAUAACCCUCACCAAUGUCGUCUUCCGGCUUGAGGGCUCCGGGCUACAGAGACCCAAGAUCCUCAAUGUGGGGGACAUUGGGGGCAACGAGACAGUGACGCUGCACCAGAAGUUUGUGCCUGUGCGACCAGGCCCCCGCCAGCUCAUCGCCAGCUUGGACAGCCCCCAGCUCUCCCAGGUGCAUGGUGUCAUCCAGGUGGACGUGGCUCCGGCCCCUGGGAGCGGAGGCUUCUUCUCAGAUGCUGGAGGCGACAGUCACUCAGGGGAGACCAUCCCUAUGGCAUCUCGAGGUGGAGCUUAACCCCUGGCCAAGAGCAAUGGGACUGGAGUCAGAGGAGCAAGGACAUUGCCUCGCAGGGACCCAGCGCAGAGCUGCUCUCCGUAGGUUCAGGUGGGGAGGCCGGGGCACCUGGGAAGGGGGCUGCUCUUCAGUUGCACUGGGCAGCACAGAUGCUAAUAAACUGUUUUUUAAUGAA
Messenger RNA from Leopardus geoffroyi (Geoffroy's cat), 2745 nucleotides. RefSeq names its product transglutaminase 1 (gene TGM1). Gene Ontology annotation, biological process: peptide cross-linking. The transcript is spliced from 15 exons. Gene Ontology annotation, molecular function: protein-glutamine gamma-glutamyltransferase activity. The coding region runs from base 108 to 2570 and encodes 820 amino acids. NCBI's taxonomy places the organism in Eukaryota, Metazoa, Chordata, Mammalia, Carnivora, Felidae. The record is from RefSeq and is a predicted model, not a curated record.